AUUUAUGGCAACGUCAUAUAUAGCUAUCCAGUUAUGUCUCGCCAUUAACUCAAGCUUAGCCUCACUGGUGAUAAACCAUGUUGGCGUCCUUUGAAAAUUUCCACUAUCAGAAAACUUUUCUUCUGUUCUUCGUUCUCUUUAUCCUUCCAAUAAAUUUAGCUCAACCACUUUCCUUCACCAUAACUAACUUUAACGAUACUGAAAGUGCAAGCAUAGUUGGAUACGCAGGCGUAGCCCUCAUAGAGAACGGAGCUGCAGUUCUCAAUCCACUCGUCAAAAAUGGAGUUGGAAGAGCCGUCUAUGGCCAACCUCUACGCAUCAAAAACUCUUCCAACGGACAUGUCACUGACUUUUCAACUCGUUUUUCAUUCACAAUCGACGUAUCUUUAGGAACCAUCUAUGGUGAUGGCUUUGCCUUCUACUUGGCACCCCUAGCAUACCGGAUUCCGACCACCACUUCUUAUGGCUCCCGUCUCGGGCUAUACGAUGACACCCAAAAUAACAUCGUUGCUGUCGAAUUCGACACUUUCAUAAACGAGUUAGACCCACCAAUGCAACACGUAGGGAUCAACAAUAACUCUGUGGCAUCUCUCAAUUAUACCAAGUUUGAUAUUGAGAGCAACACAGGGAAGAUGGGGCAUGCGUUAAUAACUUAUAAUGCUUCUGCCAAACUCCUUGCUGUUUCGUGGUCGUUUGAUGGAACUGGUUCUUCUUCUACUCCUACCGCUUAUCUCUCGUACAAGAUUGACCUGUGGGCUAUUUUACCGGAGUGGGUCAAUGUUGGGUUUUCGGGUUCAACUGGAUCGUCCACUGAGAAAAAUGUGAUCCAUUCCUGGGAGUUCAGUUCAAGCCUGGAUAUUAAUUCUACGCAUGGAGAGGGAAAAAAAGAAAAUGACAUCGCAACCAAAUGCAAGGUUCAGGUCAAAAUAGUAGUUGUUACAGUGAUUUGCUCUAUUGUUUUUCUGCUCGUGGUUAUUAGUGUUUCUUGGAUGACCAUCAAAAAGAGAAGAACGGAGGAUGGUUUUGGUUUCGAUAGAGAAGCAAUGCCUAGAAGGUUUGGUUAUGACGAAAUAGUUGCAGCUACCAACGGGUUUGUAGAUGAUAGAAGGCUUGGAGAAGGAGGCUCUGGACAAGUUUACAAAGGGUUUCUGAGUGAUUUACGGCGCGUGGUUGCAGUGAAAAGGAUAUUUUCUGAUGUUGAAGAUUCUGAGAGAAUAUUUAUAAACGAGGUGAAGAUUAUAAGUCGUCUUAUACAUAGAAACCUUGUGCAAUUCAUGGGGUGGUGCCACGAGAAAGAGGAAUUGUUACUGGUUUUUGAGUACAUGAUUAUACGACGACUUUGUUUUUUCAAGAAAAAAAAAAAAAGAAACCUUUAA
This is a messenger RNA of Vigna unguiculata (cowpea), 1376 nucleotides long. Its product is annotated as L-type lectin-domain containing receptor kinase IX.1-like. Gene Ontology annotation, biological process: protein phosphorylation. Gene Ontology annotation, molecular function: ATP binding; carbohydrate binding; protein kinase activity. The record is from RefSeq and is a predicted model, not a curated record. Lineage: Eukaryota; Viridiplantae; Streptophyta; Magnoliopsida; Fabales; Fabaceae.